Molecule: messenger RNA, 737 nt
Organism: Colletotrichum phormii
Lineage: Eukaryota; Fungi; Ascomycota; Sordariomycetes; Glomerellales; Glomerellaceae
Product: Got1-like family protein
Exons: 5
Coding region: 227-646 (139 amino acids)
Biological process (GO): retrograde transport, endosome to Golgi; endoplasmic reticulum to Golgi vesicle-mediated transport
Cellular component (GO): Golgi membrane; Golgi cis cisterna; endoplasmic reticulum
Source: RefSeq, a predicted model, not a curated record
AUUACGGCAGCUCAGUCCAACUAUACGCCAAUCCUCUCUCGCCUAUCUCUCAUCCUCUUUACGCGAUUGCAACGCCCUCUUCGGAUUCUUCUCGUCUUACAGCUACGUACAACAAGCACCCCUCGAACGACCGAAUUGAAGCUCCCCUUCUUAUCCCACCACUCCCGUACACAUACACACACCCCUCGACCUCGAACUCGAACGAAGCUAGGAGCAUAUACCCAAGAUGGCGUCAAUGUGGAUGUCCGACUCUCAAAAAAUUGGAGUAAUCUUUUGCUCCGGAGGAGGAUUCUUCCUCAUCGGCGGAGUCAUGAUGUUCUUUGACCGGGCAAUGCUGGCCAUGGGAAACAUCCUCUUCCUCAUCGGCCUAACAAUCAUCAUCGGACCCCAAAAGACGCUCCUCUUCUUCGCGCGGAAACAAAAGGCAAAGGGCACGGCCGCCUUCUUUGGCGGACUCGCGCUCAUCCUGCUACGCUGGCCCCUGAUCGGCUUCUGCGUCGAGCUCUACGGCAUCAUGGUUCUCUUUGGCGACUUCCUCGGCACGAUUGCCGCCUUUGCGCGGAAUAUCCCCGUCAUUGGGCCGUAUAUCGGGACCGCGGUCGAUCGGUCUGGCAUUGGUCGCCGGAAUGCCGAGUUGCCCGUGUAAGUUCCAUCGGAAGGCGGGUGAUGUAUCAACGUAUCAAUGAUUUCGGGAGCCACUGGAAUGACGAUGCUCUUUUGGACGGGAGGGAAUAAGC